Messenger RNA from Nomia melanderi (Alkali bee), 1450 nucleotides. The record is from RefSeq and is a predicted model, not a curated record. Lineage: Eukaryota; Metazoa; Arthropoda; Insecta; Hymenoptera; Halictidae.
CUAAAGUUGAUACUACGUUCAAUUUAUAAUUUGAAAAGUUAUACCUUUGGAAGAACAUUAAGCAAUUAACAGUACUCAGGCAAUGAUUAAUUUAAAAAUGGACAUUUCUAAUAUUACAUUGGAGAGAAAAGAAGAUACAAUUUUGUAUAUUUCGUCACCACACAUAAACGAAUUAUAUUGCAUAAUUUGUGAAAAUGAUUUUAUUGAAUUUCGUGAAUCAUCCGCAAAAUCAAAUUUUCAUUGGCAAACAUUGAAAUGCCGAUUACUCAUUCAUUUAGUUUCUGAUGUAAUUGCUUCGCCAAUAUUAGGCACCGAAAAAUAUAUAUUUGUUAUUACACAUAAAAUGUUUUUUGAAAGUGGAAAGUUAAAACAAAUUUUAAAAUAUUUGAAGCUAGUGUAUCUAGGAUUAAAACCAGUUACAGACGAAGUUUAUAAAAACUGUCUUUUUUAUACAAUACAAACUAAAAUAGCACCUCGAUGGAACAAAGUUGGCCAAUUCUUGCUUCAAGGAAAAGAAUUCUAUAAUUAUGUCAAGUCAAUUAGAGCAUUAAAAUUAAAUAUUCGUUUGCAAGACAAGAAUGUUUGUUUAAUACUUCAUGCCAAAAGAGUUAAUACGCCAUAUGUAAAACUUGAAGAUUAUCUCCCAUCGUCUGUUGUAUCUCAGUUUUUAGCAGAUCCCAAAGGAUAUAUUGAUUUAUCUUAUUAUAAUUUACCAUUUGUACAUGUUUUGCCAAGUAUGAAAAGAGGCAAAUUAUUAUCUGUAUCUAAAGAGAUUCCACCAACAUGUGUUUUUAAAGAUUAUAAUCAAAUGCGUAGACACUGGAAAAAUAUGUAUGGAUAUUCUUUACCAAAAAGUAACGAUGGAAUUUUAUAUUUUGAAAUUAAAUUUCCAGUACCAAGGUUGCAUACAUUCAUUUAUCCUCAUAUAUGUAUCAUUUCUGGCUCAAUAGAUAUUCUUCCAAGUAGAGAUAAAGAACUCAUUGUUACACAGUUUAUAUCUGAUAUGCUUGCAAAAUUACCUACAAUUUGUGGUAACCAGUUGAAAAUAUCCAAACAUGCUUUCCAUGAUACAAGCACCUUAAAUACAAAUACAACAUCUGAUGGACUGUUACAAAAUAAACAAUUAAUUACGCCUCUCAAGAGAAAAUAUGAUCCCAGUUCAACUAUGCCAUUAGAGCUUUCUGCUAGAUACUUAGCACCAGAUGAAAGCCGGAAAGAUUUAACAUUAAAAGAAAAAUUAUUAAUAGCUAAAUCUAAUGAUAAUAUAGAAAUAGCCCCACAAGAAAAGGAUCAAUAUGAAGAUGUAGAAGUAAUGGCUAAACGUAAUAAAUUAUACAUGGUAAAAAAUAGUGUCUUGAGUAUGUGGUUGAAAGAACAUUCAAUUCCACAUAAUUCCAAAGCAACAAAACUAGAUCUUAUUAAUAAAAACUAUGAAGGUAUUACAGAAUAA